Sipha flava (yellow sugarcane aphid) is the source of this 1932-nucleotide messenger RNA. RefSeq names its product synaptic vesicle glycoprotein 2A-like. Bases 344 to 1798 code for a protein of 484 amino acids. Gene Ontology annotation, biological process: transmembrane transport. Gene Ontology annotation, molecular function: transmembrane transporter activity. The record is from RefSeq and is a predicted model, not a curated record. Lineage: Eukaryota; Metazoa; Arthropoda; Insecta; Hemiptera; Aphididae. The transcript has 12 exons.
AUGACCAUGUAGCCGCGAAAAUACGGAAUAAAUAAUUAAUUUUUAAUUAAUUAUUCUUGAUAAAUCUGUUACGUGAUUUGGUGGAUGUCGGUUGCGGAUUGGCGUAGAACUCCACGACCCGUUUAAGUUAAUGAUUUUCAAAUAGUGUUUGUCUUAAUAGCAUUUCUAAACGACAAAUGACACUGUGACGAACAACUUGUGAAUCGUGUGAUUCAAAUUCACCAUGCCCACGAAGCCGCCACAGCGUGUGACUAAUAAUUCGGAUCUAUUCAUCACGCUCACUUGAUAAAUCAAUUUCUUGAGUCUUCUCGAUAAACCCGUACAACUGGACAAGGCUAUAGAAAUGGUCGGAAUCGGAAGGUUUCACCACUGUUUAUUAUCAAUCUGCGGAUCACUUUAUUUGGCAAACGCCAUUAGCGUAACGUCGUUGUCAUUAGUUUUGCCGUUAGCUCAAUGCGAUUUUCAUAUGACUUCUGCACACAAAGGUGUUUUAAAUGGAGCUUUAAUGACGGGAAUGGUGGUGGGAUCUUUUAUUUGGGGUUACGUGGCAGAUACCAAAGGCCGAAGAUAUACACUGGUCGUCAGUAUACUCAUGGACGGUAUAUGUAAUCUGUUUUCAAGCGUGUCUCAGGUGUAUCCGAUAUUUUUAAUGUGCAGACUGUUAAGCGGAUUCGGAUUGUCCAGUAUACCAAUUAUGUACUUAUAUCUCGUCGAGUUCCUCGACGCCAAGUACCGCGAACGGUAUUUAGCAUGGAUGGGCAUAUUUUGGUCAAUCGGAUUGAUUAUACUUCCAUGUAUGGCGUGGAUAAUCAUGUUGUACCCGUUUAGAAUCGAAAACGAAUACUUUUUAUUUAAAACGUGGAAUAUGUUAGUAAUCAUAUGCUCAUUGCCGAGUAUGUUAUUGGCGUUCUUGUUGACGAGGAUGCCGGAAAGUCCAAAAUUCUUGCUCGCCAAAGGUAAACAUGACGAGGCGAUCGAUUGUUUGAGAACUAUGUACAGAUGGAACAACAAAUCGGAUGAUAAAUUUCCCGUGACCUGUCUACUGCAGACGAUGCCGAACCAUGUGAUCGACAAAGCGAAAAGUAACUUUUUCCACGGCCUUUACAAAAGCACCGUUGAGCUGUUUACGUCCAAGUACAAAGUUAUUGCCUGGGUCGUGAGCGUCAUACUCUUUUGUUCUUCCACCAGUUACUACAUGCUAAUAAUGUGGUUCCCAGAACUGAUGAACAGGUUUCAGUGGUAUGAAACAUUGAACAAAGAUAUCCAAAUCAAGAAAACCAUGUGCGAAAUCGUAUCUAUAGUAGAACCCAACACGAGAAUUGUCGAAAAAUGCACCGAUCAUAUUGAUCAGUCAGUAUUCAUCAACAUCAUAAUCAUCGGCAUCGUUUGUGUACUGCCGAACAUUAUCGUGCCGCUACUUGCCAACAAAUUUGGAAUCCGGUUUUUCACAGUGGUGAGUUUUGUAGGAUCAGCCGUGUCAGCCGCUUGGUUGUACUUCAUUACAUCAUCAACGGAAAACCUUAUAUUAUCUUGCAUAUUUGAAGCUCUGUCCGGUGCUGGUAUCGGUUUGGUAUACUGCAUCGCUGUUGAUUUAUUUCCCAUAGAAUAUAAUGGCAUGGCUACAUCUAUAGGCACAAUGUUUGGUAAAUUAGGAGCUCUUAUAGGAAAUAUUCUUACAGGAAUUUUUAUUGAUGUCAAUUGUAUUGUUCCUAUCACCUUUUCUUGUUUGUUUCUAAUUAUUUCAGCGUUGUUAAUAUUAAUACUACCAAAACCAGGAAGAACUAACUUUACAAUAUAACACACGCAAUGAAAUUGAGUAGUCAACUAAUAAAAUAAAAACGAUGGCAAAAUUAAUCAUGUUUGAUCGACUGUUGUGAUUAAGUUUAUAGAAAUUUAUCGCAACCAAGAAUGCCUAUGAGAUACAAUCAACAA